This is a messenger RNA of Diabrotica balteata, 1668 nucleotides long. The record is from the annotation of a GenBank genome assembly. NCBI's taxonomy places the organism in Eukaryota, Metazoa, Arthropoda, Insecta, Coleoptera, Chrysomelidae.
AUGAGGCGUCCAUCAUCAGUUUAUACCCAUAGGCUUAAAUUUAGAUUUGCUCAAUUAGUCAUCAACGCUAUAGCUCUCUUUGCUAUUGGCGCCGGUAUGGCAGCUUAUUUUAAGGCAUAUCCAACAUCAGUAAAAGUUGUCAACAAAUCACUGAAUGUCAGCACCACUCCCAUAAUCGUGGAGAAAAAGAGUGAUAAUCCAGCACCUGGGAUUUGCUUACCUGUAAUUGUCCAAUUCUGCAAACAACACAAAAUACCAUAUAACUUCACUGUAUUUCCUAAUUACAUCGGACAUUUCGGCCAAAGGGACGCCGAGCAAGAACUUGAAGUGUAUGACGCCGUGGUCGAUGUGAAGUGCUAUGAUUUGGCUGCGCUUUUCCUCUGCUCACUCUUCGUGCCCAAAUGCGGUCCAACUGGUGGUGUCGUCCGGCCGUGUAGAAGUUUAUGUAUGGUAUGCGACUUUGGAUUCCAAUGCGACGUAAAGCGUUGCAUUCCGAAAGACUGGCAAUGUGACGGCCAUGUGGACUGUAAAGAUCAAUCUGAUGAAUUGAAGUGUCACAAAUGUGGUCCAGGUAUGAUCAAUUGUGGAGCCGAUAAAUGUAUCACACAGGAGCAUCUGUGCGACGGAACAGUAGACUGCCCGUGGGGACAGGAUGAGAGAAAUUGCCUAAGGCUCAGUGAACGAAACGGAGAUGAAGGAAAGGGACAAUUAGAAGUCUACCGUCCAGACCAAGAAAAAUGGGUGCCGGCAUGUGUAGCUCAUUGGGAUGAAAGAACGUCUGCAAAAACCAUAUGCUCGCUGCUGGGAUAUUCAGUCGCUAACUACAGUCGUCUGCUUCAGGGCAAAGACAUUCAGUCUCCCCCUAUAUACGAUACUACAGCUAUAUGGAGGUUUAAUCAACAUAAAAGACCAAAGAACCUGAUACUAGAAUUCGGGUCUUGUCCAGAAAAAAACUAUCCCACUGUGCAGCUAUCUUGUACAAAUUAUGUUUGUGGCAGAGUGCGUAAAACGUACGAUGCAGGAGAAAAUUCUGGCAGAAGGAGAAAACAAAAACAAAAGCGAAUCGUCGGUGGAGUUCCAUCGAAACCAGGGGACUGGCCGUUUCUAGCAGCACUUCUUGGUGGACCAGAAGAAGUAUUUUACUGCGCUGGUGUUCUAAUUGCUGAUCAGUGGGUACUGACAGCUUCUCAUUGUGUUGGAAAUCACUCUGACGUAAACGGAUGGACAAUUCAAUUAGGCAUUACAAGACGACAUGCGCAUUCUUUUUAUGGGCAAAAGAUGAAGGUGAAGCGGGUGGUACCGCAUCCUUUAUAUAAUGUUGGCGUUGCCCAUGAUAAUGAUAUUGCCCUCUUCCAGCUUUCAUCCCGAGUUACCUUCCACGAGCAUCUUUCUCCAGUAUGUCUACCACCCGCUAACAAAGAACUUAAACCAGGAACUAAAUGCACAGUGAUCGGAUGGGGCAAGAAGGAAGAUACGGGACAGAUGUUUGGUGACUCUGGAGGCCCGUUGCUGUGCCAUGAAAAUGGAGACACUGAAACAUGGUUUGUUGGAGGAAUCGUAAGUUGGGGUAUCAAAUGCGCCCACCCGCAUCUUCCAGGAGUUUAUGCGUACGUACCAAAAUAUAAAAAAUGGAUCGAACAACAGAUAGCAAAGUAUUCUGGAGAUUAG